Aspergillus ibericus CBS 121593 is the source of this 1533-nucleotide messenger RNA. It is a transcript of the gene adk1, whose product is annotated as adenylate kinase ADK1. The transcript has 4 exons. Gene Ontology annotation, cellular component: mitochondrion; cytoplasm. NCBI's taxonomy places the organism in Eukaryota, Fungi, Ascomycota, Eurotiomycetes, Eurotiales, Aspergillaceae. Gene Ontology annotation, molecular function: AMP kinase activity; ATP binding. Gene Ontology annotation, biological process: ADP biosynthetic process. Bases 351 to 1124 code for a protein of 257 amino acids. The record is from RefSeq and is a predicted model, not a curated record.
CGUCAUUCAUGAUUGGCAUGGGGAAGGGAAUUGCGAUCGGGUCAAUGGACUACUCCGACCAUCUACGGCCUACGUACUCCGACCCAGUGCCGAUGGUCAGCAAGCAGGGUGCCGUUCGAGGCGAAUUUCCCAGGGCGCCAGAACCUCGGGUGCGCGACUCCACUCUCUCCGGUCGGCCUCUUUUCUCCCCCAACAUGCAGUUUCUCCGUCCCCUUCCCUUUCCCCGGUCUGGCUGAUAUCUCUUCAUUCCUGCCACUUCUCUCCUCUCUUCCCUCUCCGUUCCCCUCCUGAUCCCUUUCCGGACAAUUCCUUGAAGCGUUUCCCCUUCGCUCCCCAUCCCUCAUAUCGCAAUGGCUCCCAUCACAGAAGAGGUCGUCAACGGCCUGAAGGAUACUAUCGGAAAGCUUGAGGCUCGCGUUGAGGAGUUGGAAGGCCGCCUCACCAACCAGGUCAAGCCCAAGUCGGUUGCGGAGCAGAUGCGCAUCAUUCUCAUGGGCCCUCCCGGUGCCGGCAAGGGUACCCAGGCCCCCCGGCUCAAGGAGAAGUACUGUGUCUGCCACUUGGCUACCGGUGAUAUGCUGCGUUCCCAGGUCGCCAAGAAGACCGCGCUGGGCAAGGAGGCCAAGAAGAUCAUGGACCAGGGUGGCUUGGUCAGUGACGAGAUCAUGGUCAACAUGAUCCAGAGCGAGCUCGAGAACAACGCCGAGUGCAAGAACGGUUUCAUCCUGGAUGGAUUCCCCCGUACCGUUGCUCAGGCCGAGCGUCUGGAUGACAUGCUUGCCGUCCGCCAGCAGAAGCUCCAGCACGCCGUUGAGCUUCAGAUUGACGAUGCUCUGUUGGUUGCCCGGAUCACCGGACGUCUGGUCCACCCGGCUUCUGGACGCUCGUACCACAAGAUCUUCAACCCCCCCAAGGAGGAGAUGAAGGACGAUGUUACUGGCGAGCCUCUGAUCCAGCGCUCCGACGACAACGCCGAUACCCUGAAGAAGCGUCUCGGCACUUAUCACGCCCAGACCGCCCCCGUUGUGGACUACUACAAGAAGACCGGUAUCUGGCGCGGCAUUGACGCCAGCCAGGAGCCCGGCCAGGUCUGGAAGAGCCUGCUCGGUGUCUUCCGCCAGUAAAUGCAGCGAUUGGGAGAAAGCCCACUGCUAGGCCGGAGUGAUGUACCUAAAUGAUACCCAUCGUUCCGGCCCCUGUGUCUUUGCCGGAGUGGAGAGAUCAGGGGUUUGAUAUGAUGUCCAAGUCUUGUAUAGACUUCUGUUGCCCGCACGGGCCGGUGAAGAAAGGGAGAAAAGUCCUGCAUUGUUCGGGAAUGGAACUUGUCUUUCUCAUGUCCGUAUAUAGACAGACGCCCUCCGGCGGAGAGAUAUCUGUUUUCUAUGUAUAGUAGUAAUCUUUCGGAAUGCAACCAACUUCCGGUUAGACCACUAUACUCGCCCUUUCGACCUGAUGAUCCGGCACCAGCUAUACCGCAAUGUUUGACCGCCCAGACCGACAUGCACACCGAGUUUAUCAUACAUGGAGACUAAU